Panicum virgatum (switchgrass) is the source of this 4485-nucleotide messenger RNA. RefSeq names its product putative disease resistance protein RGA3. Gene Ontology annotation, molecular function: ADP binding. Lineage: Eukaryota; Viridiplantae; Streptophyta; Magnoliopsida; Poales; Poaceae. The record is from RefSeq and is a predicted model, not a curated record. The transcript has 5 exons. Bases 760 to 4185 code for a protein of 1141 amino acids. Gene Ontology annotation, biological process: defense response to other organism.
UGCUUGGCUGUAAAGCCUGGCGUAGGUGCCCUGCCGUACUUUUACAACUAAUUAACGAUAUAUAUCACGAUUCACGAGCACCAACCGGCCGUCGUACUAACGUGCUGACCGAUUUGUUUAUGAUUAUUAAUGAGUUAAGGACUAUAGAUUAUGUGUUCAUUUUCUACAAUGGGAGGCUUUUGGGAACUUGCUAGUGUAGUUCAUUUCAGAUAUUCUUUACGGAGACAAGAGGUGCUCUUCGCAGGCCAGAACAUACUUGGAAGUCGAGAGAGAAGCUUCCCAUCUCGAUCCCUUGCACCUUCGAGGCUGGGCAGCACCCGGGGACAGAGUUGAGCUCACUUCCUGCUCCGAGGAAGGAAACGAAAUCAUCAGCAGCCUCCUCCCAGUUUAUCUUUCCAGAAUUGUCCAGAGCAAACGGACUGUUGCUUAAUAAUUUUACAAAGUUUGCGAGCUGCUAGAUUACAAGAAUUAUUGUUGCACGAUCACUGUAUCUACUUUAGGUCAGUGAAAAGAAAGCCAAUAAUCUGCUCCUCCGACGGACCCAUCCUCAGAGUCCAGCAAGUGUUAUUGCCCACUUGCCUGAUGCCCUGAUCACGCCUUUCUUCAGUCCUACAGACAGAUCGAUCAGCUGAACCUACAGCUGCCACUGCAAGUUCAGAGCAUCUGACAUCACCAUCUCUGAGUCUUUACUUCCCUUCGUGGAAGUCCCUGUCUCGUAUGUAUUGCACAAGAUAGCAAGAUCUUCAGAGUCCAGCCAACAUGAGCCUAUCAAAGGCCACUGGGAUAAUUAACAGCAUCAAUGAGUUUGGUGCUUUUUUCCAGUUGCUCGGGUCUGCUGCCUCGUAUAUGCGUUCCAAGUGGAUGGGGUCACAAGAGAAAAAACUUGAAGAAGAUGACAUACUGCAGGAGAAAAAACUUAAAGAAGAUGACGUACUGCAGUUGCAGAGUGACCUUCGAUGCCUACGUGAAACUCUACCUGCAAUGUACAACCUUAUUGAUAGAGCAGAGUGGAAGAGCUAUGUACCUGGUGUUGAACAGCACCUUCCAAAUCUCAAGGAUGCAGUGUAUGAUGCAGAGGACCUUUUGGCUGAGUUCGCAUGGUAUGAGCUGAAGGUGAAAAUUGAGGGCAAUGCAACCCAACUAUCUCCUUUCAUUGACUUCUUCCACAGCGUCACUCAAGGAAGCUUCAACAAAGUGGUAGAUAUCCAAAGAAGGCUUAGUAAUCUUUCUAGCCAUCUUGAGAAGAUGGGCUUGCAUGAGGAAACUCCACAGUUUGACAAAUCACUCAGGCCAGUGACCACUUCUUUCCGCACUGAGCCAAAGAUAUUUGGUCGUGAGACGGAACUGAGGGAGGUGAUCCGAUUGCUUGGUGUACCGAACUAUAGUAGCCGGUCUUCUUCAAAACGGAAGAGAACUUCUCACGCAGCAUAUGUUCCUGUUUUGCCAAUAGUUGGAAUAGGGGGCGUUGGAAAAACUACUCUAGCCCAAGAGAUCACCACCCUUCAAAAGGUCAAAUCCCACUUUGACAAAAUCAUAUGGAUUUGCGUCUCUGAUGAAUUUGAUGAGGAGAGGUUUACUAAAGUUCUCAUAAAAUCUCUAUCAGGUAAAGAGGCAAUAGCUGAUAAUUUAGAUGAUCUUCAACAAAUUCUUGCUAGUGAAGUUGGAAAAAAGAUGUUCUUGCUUAUCCUCGACGACAUUUGGCCUAAUGCCUUGAAUGAUGAUGGGCGUUGUUGGAGAAAAUUUUGUGCACCUCUCACAAAUGUACUUCAGGGAAGUAUGAUGGUAGUGACCACAAGGUUUGCAGAGGUUGCUGAUAUAGUGGGCACAAUGGACUCAUUUGCUUUGGAAGGCUUACAAAAUGAUGUAUUUUGGCAGUUUUUCAAAUUGUGUGUGUUUGGGUCUGAGGAUUAUCACAUUGAUCCACAAUUAGAACAGAUUGGUAAAAGCAUACUUCCAAAGUUGAAGCGCAAUCCUUUAGCUGCUAAAACUAUUGGAAGGCUAUUACAAAAAAGCCUUAACCCUGCACACUGGAAUGGUAUACUAAACAGUGAAUUGUGGCAGCUUAGACAAAAGGAGGCUGAUAUUUUGCCAGCUCUUCGGUUGAGCUAUAUGUAUCUACCUUUCAAUUUGAAGAGAUGCUUCUCCUUCUGUGCUACAUACCCCAAAGAUUACAAUUUUGACAAAUCUAGUCUUGCUGAAAUUUGGGUGGCAGAAGGAUUUGUGGAACCUCAAGGUAGCAUCCCACUUCAACAUAUUGGUGCUCAAUACUUUGAAGACCUUGUAAAUUUGUCCUUCUUCCAGAAACAUCGUGGUGCAUACGUAAUACAUGACUUGAUGCAUGACAUGGCACAAUUUGUUUCGAAGGACGAAUGCUUCAUUGUAAAGAACUCGAGCGACCUUGAAAAAAUUCCACAAAGUGUUCGCCAUCUAUUAAUACUGCCAAUCACCAAUGUUAAUCGGUCCAACUUAUUGAGAUUAGGCGAGUGCACAAAGCUGCGCACUCUGCUUUGCAACAAGCCUUUGAGCAGUGGCAGUUUAUCUUCAGCAAUGGACUGCUGGUUUGAAAAACUUUUGUGCCUGCGUGUUAUUUUCUGUGCCUCCACAGAGAAAUUACCAGAAAGUAUUGGCAACCUGAAGCAUCUCCGGUACCUUGCAAUAUCCAGAACUUGCCAUAUUCGGAGCCUGCCUUCGUCAUUCUGCAACCUUUAUAACUUGCAGAUUUUUUAUGCUAGGAAAUGCGAAUUCGAAAGUUUACCCAGAGGCAUCAGCAAGCUGAUCAAUCUGCAGAAGUUUGAAUCAAAAAAUACUCCCUUAAUGGAAGUUGAUGCUGCAGAGUUGAAAGACGAACUCAGUUUUAUUGACAAAUUUAAUCCGCAUCCAAGCGAGCUGACAAUAAAUAAUCUUGGUGCAAUGAGCAAGGAUGGUGCAGCAGAAGCCGAACUCAAGAAGAAAGAAUAUCUGAAUAGUCUGACUCUGAUAUGGUCUUCCUUAAGAUGCCAAGAGCACAAUGAGAUAGAAGUACUUCAAGCUCUACAGCCUCCCACCAACAUCAAGUCUGUACAGAUUGAGGGUUAUCCAGGUGAAUAUCUUCCUAGCUGGUUUCGUGGUUGUGAUGGACCCGAGGCCAUGUCAUUUUCUGAGUUACCUACGGCGACAGUUGACAACAAUAAUAUUAGCAGAGCCAGGACCAUUUUCCCAUUAUUAACAGAGGUAAGCAUUAAAGGGUGCCGAAACUUAUCAGGCCUGGAACAAUUUCUACAUCCAAUGACUUCUGUACCAGCCAUCAGCAAAAUAGUUAUUGAAGAUUGCGCAAGUGUAAAAUCAGUACCAAUUGAAUGGCCCCCUUCCCUUGAACAAAUAAGCGUGUCCAACUGUCCAAAAAUGACACAUCUCUCGGCCCCGUCUGCAAAGAAGCUCGAGCUGAAGUUUAAGAUUUUUGGAUUCAACAUUGAGUGUAGUUCCCUCACCUACUUGCAUAUACAUUCCUCCCAGCUGCCAUCCAUUGAACUAGAAAAGUGGAGUCUUCCAGUACUGCAGAGGCUCCACAUCAGUGAGUGUGGUUGUCUGAAAUUUAUUAGAGAAUCUGAGCACAUAUCCACGGGCCUUUCCCUUGGCUUGGCCAGAGCCAGAGGCAACACUGCCAAAUUCCCGUUACUCACUGACCUAACUAUAGUAGACUGCAGCAAGCUGGAAAGUAUUGAUGACCUCCUAACACAUGAAUGCCUCCCUACCAUCGAGAGUAUUAGUAUUUGGUCUUGUGAUUUGCUGUCCCUGCCCACCAAAAGAUUUGAGAGUUUUCCUUUUCUGAAGAAUUUGGACAUCUGGCGGUGUCCACGUCUCUACUGGCAAAGAGAAAUGGUGUUACCAUCGUCCCUCCAGAAGCUCAGCUUACGCAGUUGUGGGGAUUUCUCUGCCUGGUCUCCUAGGUGCUGCCUAGAGAACCUGACCUCCCUUGAGUCACUAAUGAUGGAAUCAUGCCGAGGUAUAGUGUCCAUUCCAGGUGAUCUUUGGAGCAGUAAUCUCAAGUCACUCCAAAAUUUGUUGAUUGCGGAAUGUCCAGACCUUGUCUCAAUUGGUGGACCGGAAGCAAUUGCAAACAUAAAUACAGUAUUCAUUCAAGGCUGCCCAAAGUUGAUGGAAAUAGAGCAGCUGUGGUUUGAUGCGCCAGGCCCACAGGACAUAUAACCAAUAUCGCUGCCUCUUGAUGAUCACCUUCUUAUCUCUAUGUUCUUAGACAUAGACAGUUACGGCUAUUAGUUUGAUAAAUCAAACCAUUUAGAUACUUCAUUAUGCGAUCAUUCUAUGAAUUUUGGUUGGACGUGAUCGUUCCUCCUUAUUAAACUGAGACAUCAUGUUGUGCGAAAUAAGAUAUGAUGGAUUAACCCCUCCAGCUCAGACAAGAUGAUUAGGUUUGGAGUUGGGAUUGACCCCUCGUCUGUUUGGUCUGUCGCAUUUUUAUUCAUAUGAAAAGUUCGAUGUGUUCAU